Molecule: messenger RNA, 1572 nt
Organism: Vicia villosa (hairy vetch)
Lineage: Eukaryota; Viridiplantae; Streptophyta; Magnoliopsida; Fabales; Fabaceae
Product: 1-acyl-sn-glycerol-3-phosphate acyltransferase 2-like
Exons: 11
Coding region: 126-1286 (386 amino acids)
Cellular component (GO): endomembrane system
Molecular function (GO): 1-acylglycerol-3-phosphate O-acyltransferase activity
Source: RefSeq, a predicted model, not a curated record
UAUAGUAACUAAGGAACACAACAUGAUCGUCACCACCAUCACCAUCGACAACAAAGCAACCAUAACCCAUUGAAAUUGAAACUCAAAUUUGAGAAAGUAAAGUAUUCAGUAUCGUUACUAUUAUUAUGCCAAUUUCACCUGCAGCUGUGAUCGUCCCAUUGGGUCUUCUCUUCUUCGCUUCCGGUCUCAUCGUUAACCUCAUUCAGGCAACAUGCUUCGUGAUUGUGCGCCCAGUUUCCAAGAAUUUCUACCGACGGAUCAAUAGGUUUGUGGCAGAACUUCUUUGGCUCGAGCUUGUUUGGAUUGUUGAUUGGUGGGCUGGACUCAAGAUUCAAAUAUUUACAGAUCCUGAAACCUUUCAAUUAAUGGGUAAAGAGCACGCUCUUGUCAUAUCCAAUCACAAAAGUGACAUCGAUUGGCUUGUUGGAUGGAUUAUUGCUCAGCGUUCAGGUUGUCUUGGUAGCACCCUUGCUGUGAUGAAGAAAUCAUCAAAGUUUCUGCCGGUCAUUGGGUGGUCAAUGUGGUUUUCUGAAUAUCUUUUCUUGGAAAGAAAUUGGGCCAAGGAUGAAAGCACAUUAAAGUCAGGCCUACAGGAACUGAGGGACUUCCCUCUUCCCUUUUGGUUGGCUCUCUUUGUAGAAGGAACUCGCUUUACACAGGCCAAACUAUCAGCCGCUCAGGAAUAUGCAGCCUCAACUGGAUUGCCAGUUCCCAGAAAUGUUUUAAUUCCAAGAACUAAGGGGUUUGUUUCAGCAGUAAGUCAUAUGCGCUCAUUUGUUCCCGCCGUUUAUGACGUAACAGUGGCAAUUCCUAAGAGUUCACCUUCUCCUACAAUGCUAAGACUCUUCCAAGGGCAACCUUCAGUGGUGCAUGUGCAUGUUAAGCGUCAUUUGAUGAAGGAUUUGCCAGAAGCAGAUGAUGAUGUUGCUCAAUGGUGUCGAGACAUAUUUGUGGCUAAGGACGAUUUGUUAGACAAACAUAUAGCUGAUGACAAAUUCAGUGAUCAUGAGCCACGCGAUCUUGGUCGACCACUAAAGUCUCUUCUGGUUUAUAUAACAUGGGUUGUUGUGGUUGUCGCGGGGACUGUUAAGUGGCUUCAAUGGUCUUCACUACUAUCCUCUUGGAAGGGUAUUGCAUUUACAGUAUUUAGUUUGGCAAUUGUGACUGCACUCAUGCAAAUCAUGAUCAUGUUCACACAAUCCGAGCGUUCAAAUCCUGCCAAAGUUUCGCCUUCGAAGCCCAAAAGUAGAGAAGAAUUGCAGGGUAGUGAUGACAAACAAGACUAGAUCACACACACUAUACCCAAAUAUUCUAUACAUAGGGAACUUAUUUUGCAAUGAAGUGUGGAUUAUUUUGGUUAUGAAAUUCCAGCACCUAUGUAUCCAAUAUUCCUUGUAUUAUUAUGCACACAGAUCCAUUCAUUAUUUUCAAAUUAGGGUUAAUUUGUAUAGACACUAUAGGAUAGGAUGGCCUACAAAAAUCUUGCAUUGUUCUUGUGGGUACUUAAUACAUUCGAAUGUUGAUUUUUGUGGUUAUCUUUGAUUCCUCUUAACGUGUUUUAUGUGCAUGACA